AUGCUUGAGCAAGGCCGUGCUCGGCCGGGCCAGAUACAUAUUUGUACCAGAGAAGCGCCAUAUAGCAGCCUUCUGGUCAGAUUUAGAUUUACGAUAAACAUACCAGACGCUUCCUGCUGCUGCCCGCAAAACAGUUACCGUGCCUUCGACACCAUCAUCGACUCAUUGCUAACCGUCGCUGAUCGCCGGCGGUUCGUCAAAACGCCGCCUCCCCUCACCUACUCGCCUAACGCCAGCGACCGUGGGCGUGAAUCGACCGCAGAGACCACACCCAUCAGCACUCCCGUGGUGCAAGCAGCAUCUCCGCAACUCGGACGCACCAGGAAGAACCGCGACCUCUACUUCUCCUGGCACCGCAAGCCGCACGAGCUUGGGGGCCAUAGGAGCCUGUUGUCGGAGCCCGAUCUUCUCUUCGAAGACACGGGCGACUGCAGCUUCCCACUGUUCCCAGAGAGCCCGCCACAGACCAUCCCACACCGCGACAUGGCGUCGACAGCCUCACCAAUCGACAUCUCGACUCCCCCGCGAUUCAACUCGUCUUCCCCGCGGAAUCAGACGUCCAACCUGACCUUUGCCCUCCAGGAGGCAGGCGCGAACCACGACUUGGCAGGCACCGCCCAUGCGAACACGGCAGGUGGCAACGAGUUCCGCGAUGGGCGCCUGAGCGUCGGGGGACGCAACGACUCUAUCAGCAAUGGACUCGGGUCCUCGUUCUAUGGCAGCGGCGCCCGGCCCAUCAGCAUGAAGGACAGGCCGCGGAGAGAGAGCAACAACAUGGGCAGCUUCGCCGGCGGUGUGAGCUGGGGCGGCGUAUCGGUGGGGUCCUGGAUCCGCGAUGACAUCUUGAUGACUGGCACUUCACCUGCGUUCAACCAGUCGCCCUCCUACCAUUCUUCCUCGUACCUGCCCAAGCUAGAAGCCAACUUUAUGAAAGACUUCACCUGCUGUGGCCUCACGCUCGCUUCUCUGCACGACCUUCUGCAGCACUUCGAAGAGACCCACGCUAAUGCCCCAGCCUCGCGGACCUCACAGUCAGCACAAGGCGGUCUGCCCCCGGUCACAGGAGCCUCAGCCGCAGGUGUCACAGCAGCUCAGACACAGACGCACGGAGAGCCAGCAGCGCACACACAGCAUGGAUUUCAGCCGAGGACAGGAUCGGUCGGCGGAUUCCGAGCACAACGACUCGGCUCGGAUGGCUUCAGCCGAACAAAUUUGUCAACUGUCCAAGACAUGGACUCCUUGGAGGACAUGGAAAUGGAUGACGUUGCAGACGCCCUUCCACCGAUCGAGGAGCAGCCGUCACAGUUCUCCUCACAACAGUCGCAGUUCAACCAGAACCAGAGCCAGUUGCAGCCGCUGAACGUGAACCUCGCAAAUACAAUGCAAGCUCACCAAGGCCUGCGAACUUCGACACCAACAACUCCUGCGGCGUCAAACCAGGGAUUCGGAUUGCAGAAUAAUCCCACCGUGUCCUCUGUGAAUACACCAACACUCGGAACAGUUCCCAUGCAGCAAAACGCCCAAAGCCGAAGUUCGCCAGAAUCCUCUCAUCCAGGCACCCCGGCUGAGCUUGACAUGUAUUUCUCAAAUAACUUCAAUCAACCCAUGAUGGGCCAAGUGCAGGAUGCCGAUAUCAGCUUUAGCAACAUGAACUUCGGGAAUGGCAUGGCCGGAUUCGAUGGAACAAUAGAUCAGCCUGGCAAGCGGCUAUUCAGCAAGGCAGGAUCUGGCCUUACCCAGCAACAGCUACAGAUGGCAUUCAAGAACUACCAGCUGGGCGGUGGAGGCGACCAGGGCGAAUUGGCGAAGAGGCUGCGAGAACAGCAACUGUUAGCUGGUGCAAACAUACCUCAGAUACCGUAUCAAGAGGAAGUCAAGCCGUUCAGGUGUCCGGUCAUUGGCUGCGAAAAGGCGUACAAGAACCAGAACGGUCUCAAGUACCAUAAGCAGCACGGUCACCAGAACCAACAACUCAAAGAGAACGAUGACGGCACUUUCUCGAUAGUCGACCCUCUGACCUCAAUUCCCUAUCCCGGCACAAUCGGUAUGGAAAAGGAGAAGCCUUAUCGCUGCGAAGUAUGCGGAAAGCGGUACAAGAACUUGAACGGACUAAAAUACCACCGAGCACACGCCCCGCACUGCAAUCCGGAGUUGAAGCUGGGCCAACUCGGCCUCGCAAACAAUAUUCAAGGCAUUAACGUGAAUGUUGCGGGCGCGGGCAUGACGGGCAUGGACACGUCGAUGUUCUAA
This is a messenger RNA of Lindgomyces ingoldianus, 2250 nucleotides long. RefSeq lists its product as uncharacterized. The transcript has 4 exons. Gene Ontology annotation, cellular component: nucleus. NCBI's taxonomy places the organism in Eukaryota, Fungi, Ascomycota, Dothideomycetes, Pleosporales, Lindgomycetaceae. The coding region runs from base 1 to 2250 and encodes 749 amino acids. The record is from RefSeq and is a predicted model, not a curated record.